AUGUUUUUCUGCAGGAUAAUGCACUGGGCGAGGCGCAUCGAGCAGGAGAUUGACAGAGUCUUUCAGCACAUCAGUGGAGCUCAGCAGCUGAAAGGGAUAUACAAUGAAGAAAGAAGACGCUUUAGUCUGGUAAAGAAUCAACCUCGAAAGAUUGUGGAGAAAGUGGCUUCAGAUAUCGAGAAACUUCUGGCUAAGAAGCGCAAAGCUCUCGAAAGGUUAGCCAAUGAGGCAGAACGGCUCCAGCUUGAGCAUCCCUGGCAGGAUGGAAUAAAGGAGCUGGACAUGGCCUAUUAUGACUCGAAGGCAGAGCUAGAUCACUAUUCCAUGGAUGGAGAGGGCGAAGUGGAAAAUCCUUCCCAUAUCAAGCUGGAGUUUGUGUAUGACCCCAAUUUCAAAAACAAUGUCAACUACUCCUACACGGCUGUUCAGAUUCCCACAGACAUUUAUAAAGGAGCUCCAGUUAUUCUCAACGAAUUGAACUGGACGCAGGCGCUGGAGAAAGUGUUCAUGGAGAACAGUCGGGAGGAUCCGUCAUUAUUGUGGCAAGCGUUCGGGAGCGCCACUGGAGUGACCCGCUACUACCCUGCCACACCUUGGAAAGCACCUGAUAAAAUUGACCUCUACGAUGUCAGGAGGAGACCCUGGUACAUCCAGGGUGCUUCAUCCCCCAAAGAUAUGGUCAUUCUUGUGGAUGUGAGUGGCAGUGUCAGUGGACUCACACUUAAACUGAUCAAGGCAUCAGUGAUGGAGAUGCUGGACACGUUGUCUGAUGACGACUACGUCAACGUUGCCCGGUUCAGCGAGAAGGCAGAGGCGGUAGUUCCUUGCUUCAAACAUCUCGUCCAGGCCAAUGUGCGCAACAAGAAGAUCUUUAAAGAAGCGGUGCAGCAGAUGCAGGCCAAAGGCACCACUGACUACAAGUCCGGAUUUCAUUUUGCCUUUAAUCAGCUGUUAAAUAAAACAAACGUCCCACGGGCCAACUGCAAUAAAAUCAUCAUGCUUUUCACUGACGGUGGUGAGGACCGAGCUCAGGAUGUCUUCAUGCAGUACAAUUGGCCCAACAAAACGGUUCGAGUUUUCACCUUUUCAGUGGGACAGCACAACUACGAUGUCACACCUUUACAGUGGAUCGCAUGCACAAAUAAAGGUUACUAUUUUGAGAUCCGUUCCCUCUGCGCAAUAAGGAUAAAUACGCAGGAAUACCUGGAUGUGUUGGGACGCCCCAUGGUUCUUGCAGGCGAUGAGGCCAAGCAGGUCCAAUGGACCAAUGUGUAUCAGGAUGCUUUGGGCCUUGGGAUGGUAGUAACAGGGACUUUGCCUGUAUUCAAUCUCACCAUGGAUGGAAAACUACAGAACCAGCUGAUUUUAGGUGUCAUGGGAGUGGACGUACAUCUCGAUGAGAUAAAGCGGCUGACACCACAGUACACUCUCGGGGCCAAUGGUUACAUAUUCGCAAUUGACCCAAAUGGAUAUCUCCUGCUUCAUCCCAAUUUACUGCCCAAGCUGGUGCAUCUCCCCGAGCCUGUCACACUGGACUUCCUGGAUGCAGAAGUCGAGGACAGCAAUAAAGAAGAGAUCCGGCGACAGAUGAUUGAUGGACGACCGGGUGACAUGCAGAUCAAAACUCUCAUUAAGUCAGUCGAUGAGCAAUACAUUGAUGAGGUGUACAGAGGUUAUACUUGGACUCCUGUCAAUGGUACAGAUUACAGUCUGGGGCUGGUACUACCGCCAUACAAUGAAUAUUACAUUCAGGCAGACCUCAGUGAUGUGAUGCUUCAACUUCAGUACAUGCAAUCGUUACUGCCAAGCUCCUUUGAAUCUUCAGGACACGUCUUUCUUGCACCAAGGGAAUACUGCAAGCGUCUGCAGCUUUCAGACAACAACACACAGUUUUUGCAGAACUUCCUCUCUCUCAUGCUGGAAAUUUCUCCGGAAUCAGAUGAGUGUGACCAAGGGCUCAUACACAACCUGAUACUGGACUCUAGGAUAAUUGGCCAGCUCGCUUCACGUGUGUGGAAAAAUAAGGAUCUUAAUUCGUAUGGCUUCCUGGCUGUGUUUGCGUCCACUGACGGAGGCAUAACGCGAGUCUUCCCCAACUUAGCUGCCGAAUUAUGGGACGAGGACCCUGAACCCUUCAAUUCAAACUACUAUCGAAGGAGCCUUGACAACAAAGGUUACAUGUUUCGAGCUCCACCUCGAGAAUAUUUAGAUGACAUAUUAGGACCAGAAAACAGCACAGUCGGAAUUCUGGUUAGUUCAGCUGUGGAAGUUAAUUUAGGAGGAAAACUUCUCAAACCUGCAGUUGUGGGAGUAAAGCUGGACCUAGAAGCUUGGGUGGACAAGUUCAAGAUCCUGGCCAGCAAUGUGUCGGACAGCCGGCAAGGCUCACACAAGUGCGGCCCAACUAGGAGCUGUGAGAUGGAUUGUGAAGUCAACACCGAUGAUCUGCUCUGCUACCUCAUUGAUGACGGUGGCUUCCUGGUUAUGUCCAAUCAAAGAGACCACUGGAAAAAGAUAGGUUUAUUUUUCGGAGAUGUGGACCCAUUCUUGAUGCAUGCCCUCUACAACAACUCCAUCUUCAACCGGCGACAGACUUUUCACUUCCAGUCAGCAUGCGAGCCAGUCAGCAGCAGCCACACUGGUGCAGCACCUCGUCGCUUUUUUGUGCCGUCUAUCGCCGACAUCCUCAGCUUGGCUUGGUGGACGUCCACGGUGGCCUGGUCUUUGAUCCAGCAAGUACUUUACGGACUGGCACACAACAGCUGGCUCAAUCAAGAUGACAUCUUCAUAGAAGGUUUUGAGAUCAAGUCGAGUAGCUGUGUGACCAUCCAAAGCCAGUUCUUCUUCACUAACACCACCAACUCGUAUAAUGUGCUGCAGGACUGUGGCAACUGUUCGCGGCUGUUUCACGCCAAGCGGAUAGAAAACACCAAUCUCCUCUUUGUGGUCGCUGAGACUCUUUCCUGCAGUUCCUGUCAGAUAGAGAAGCUGAGCCAAAUCAGGACAGAGCUUCAGGAGGAGAAUCCUUGUGAGGUACUGAGCAACGCACGAUAUCGGAGAGGUCCGACAACCUGCCUUGACUUCAGUGCCUUAGAAAAUACUUCCGAGUGUGGACGAGCACACUUUGUACAGUCCUCCAUGGGGGUCCUACUCGCCCUUCAGCUCAUUCUGCCUUUCUUUCACCACUGA
Nerophis lumbriciformis (worm pipefish) is the source of this 3189-nucleotide messenger RNA. The record is from RefSeq and is a predicted model, not a curated record. Lineage: Eukaryota; Metazoa; Chordata; Actinopteri; Syngnathiformes; Syngnathidae.